AUGGAGGUGUUAAAGGUGGCACUGCUAAGCUUUGCGGCAAGCACUGCUGCAUACGGCGCACCAGCAUUGGUCUCCUCACCGGGACAGAGCGCAGCAAUUCCAGCAUGGGAUCUUCAAUCGACUGCCAGUGUGCACAAUGAUCUUAGCGACGUUUCAAAACCAAGCUACGACUCUUCAUCAUGGCACCAUGUCGGCUCGAAAGGUACCCUGAUGGGCGGUCUUGUCGAAACCGGCGUGUACAACGCAGACGACCUCUUCUACUCAACCAAUCUCGAAGAUACAGUUGACUCGUCCGAAUUCGCUGUUCCCUGGCUGUAUCGACAAGAGUUCCCUCUUCAGCCAGGUCAAGGAAAGCACUUUCUUCUGCAGACGAAUGGCAUAACUUCUAAGGCAGAUGUCUGGCUCAAUGGGCAACAGGUGGCGAACAAGUCUGUUCAGGCUGGUGCCUAUGGAGGACGAACAUAUGAUGUGACGAAGUUGGUGAAUGGUCAGAAUGCGCUGGCGAUCAAGGCCUAUCCAACAGACUAUAACUUGGACUUUGCUUUGGGCUUUGUGGACUGGAAUCCUUAUCCGCCUGAUAAUGGGACUGGAGUGUGGAGGGAUGUUGAUGUCAAGCAGACGGGAUCGGUCGCUCUGGGACCGACGAGGGUCAUCACAGAUUUCAAGCAGCCAGGCGCGAGCUCAGUGCAGGCUACGGUGAAGAACGAGCUGUGGAAUUUGGAGAACAGGACCUUUAAUGGCCUUCUGACCGCCGUACUCAAAGAUGACGAGGGGAAGACUGUGGCCACCGCAUCGCAGAAGUUCACCAUUGGGGCUUCUUCGAAGACGACCAUAGCCCUUCCAGCUACGAUCCAGAACCCUCAGGUCUGGUGGCCUAAACAAUGGGGCGAUCAGCCACUCUAUACCGUGCAACUCACCGUACGUACCGCGAACAGUCUCUCGGAUCAAGCGACACGUACUUUCGGCAUCCGCAGCGUCACCUCCCAAGUCAACUCCCACAACGACACCAUCUUCAGUGUGAACGGCCGUCCCUUUCAAGUCCUAGGCGGAGGCUAUUCGUCCGAUAUCUUCCUCCGCUGGGAUCCCGCCAAAUUCGCCACGCAAGCACAAUACGUUCUCGACAUGGGCAUGAACACGAUCCGCCUCGAAGGCAAACUCGAGCAUCCAGAGCUUUACGACAUCUGUGACCACAUCGGGCUGAUGGUCAUGCCGGGUUGGGAAUGCUGCGACAAGUGGGAGGCAUGGUCGUACAAUGACGAUGUCACGGAUGCGCCGUUGUGGAAUAAUAAUGAUUAUAUGACUGCUGGACAGAGCAUGAAGUAUGAGGUUGGUGCUCUGCAGGGCCAUGCGAGUUUGUUGGCGUAUCUGGUGGGAAGUGAUUACUGGCCAAACCAGCGAGCUGCGAAGAUGUACGUCGACACUCUGAGGGAGGGCGAUUGGGAUGUGCCGAUUAUCGCCAGUGCCGCGAAGAGAGGAUACCCUGAAUGCAUUCUUCCACCUAGUGGAUUCAAGAUGGAUGGACCGUACGAUUGGGUACCUCCAAACUAUUGGUAUGGAGACCAGCUCGGUGCUGCCUUUGGGUUUGGCAGCGAGCUGGGAGCCGGCGUAGGGACCCCCGAGAAAGGCAGCCUGCAGAAAUUCUUGAGCUUUGCAGACAUGGAUGAUCUAUGGCAAAGCCCAAACAAGCAGCUCUACCACAUGAGUCGCGGAGAAUCUUCGUUCAACAACCGAACAAUCUACAAUCAAGCCCUUUAUGCGCGAUACGGGGAUCCUACGAGUUUGGAUGAUUACCUCCUGAAAGCGCAAAUGAUGGAUUACGAGGCUACGAGGGCGGAGUAUGAAGGCUACGCGGCGAAGUGGAAUGCCGAACGGCCUGCUACGGGAGCGAUCUAUUGGAUGCUGAACAACGCCUGGCCUUCGCUGCAUUGGAAUCAGUUCGACUAUUACCUUCAUCCUGCUGGCUCGUACUUUGGGACGAAAGUUGGGUGUCGAGUUGAGCAUGUGGCGUAUGACUACCAGAACAAGACCGUGUAUCUGAUCAACCGCUCGCUGGAUAAUACUGGGGCGAGGAGUGUUGAGAUGGAGGUUGUGGGUUUGGACGGAAAGAGCAUAGCGAGAAAGAAUGUAUCGGCGACCACCGUGCCCAAUACGAGCAAGGAGGUGGGCAAUGUACCUGGAAUCGACAAGAUCAAGAACGUUGGCUUCCUGCGGCUCGUGCUGAGGAACAACGCCGGCGAGGUGCUCAGUCGAAACGUAUACUGGCUCACCUCUGGCAACGAUGAGCUAGACUGGGACGACUCCACGUGGUACUAUACGCCCGUCACAGACUUCGUUGACUUAACUUCCCUUCAACAUAUGAAGCCAGCAAACGUCCAAGCUACAGCAAAACAUUCAGAACGAGGCUACUCGAUUACUUUGGAGAACCAGUCGAACGUGCCGGCCGUCUUCAUUCGAUUGAACCUGGUCGAUAGCAGGGGUCAGGAUAUCACGCCUGUGACGUGGGAAGAUAACUAUGUGAGUUUGCUUCCUAAAGAGACGAUGACAGUGGCGCUUAGCUUUGAUGGGAGGCAGCAAGGUGCGGCUGUGGAGAUGAGUGGUAUCAACGUCAAGGCUGGGAAGAUCGUGCUUGGGCGAUGA
This is a messenger RNA of Zasmidium cellare ATCC 36951, 2637 nucleotides long. RefSeq names its product glycoside hydrolase family 2 protein. The coding region runs from base 1 to 2637 and encodes 878 amino acids. Gene Ontology annotation, biological process: carbohydrate metabolic process. The transcript has a single exon. Lineage: Eukaryota; Fungi; Ascomycota; Dothideomycetes; Mycosphaerellales; Mycosphaerellaceae. Gene Ontology annotation, molecular function: hydrolase activity, hydrolyzing O-glycosyl compounds. The record is from RefSeq and is a predicted model, not a curated record.